AUGAUGGCGUCCAACGACAGAGAAACGCUGCCCGACGUGGCCAAGCCGAUCAACUACCAUGUGUCUCUCUACGACUUGCAGUUCACGGGCUCAUGGGGCUACAAGGGUAUCGUGAAGAUCGACGCCAAGAUCACCCGCGCUACCAAGGAGAUUGUCUUGAACACAAAGGAAAUCGAAGUGCAAAGUGCCGAGGUCUCUGGCAAGGAUGUGGGAAGAAGUAGGGCACUUGCUGACGAGACGCUUGGCCGACGAGAAGGCUCUUCUGUAGGCAAGGCCACCGAAAUCACCUAUGAUCAGAAAUCCGAGCGAGUGACUUUGAAGUUUGCCGAGGAACUUUCUCCUUCAGAUGUCGUUCUCGAUAUCAAGUUCACUGGUAUCAUGAACAACGCCAUGUCCGGAUUCUACCGAUCCAAGUACAAGCCUGUCGGUGAGGCUGGUGCCGAUACGCCCAAAGAUGGAGACGACUAUUACAUGCUCAGUACUCAAUUCGAGUCGUGUGAUGCCCGCCGAGCGUUCCCUUGCUUUGACGAGCCGAAUUUGAAGGCCACUUUCGACUUUGAGAUCGAGGUUCCCAAGGGCCAGACGGCACUCAGCAACAUGCCCAUCAAGUCGGAGCGUGAGGGUAGCAAUUCUGACCUGAAAUAUGUCACCUUCGAAAAGACUCCCGUGAUGAGUACCUAUCUGCUUGCCUGGGCUGUUGGUGAUUUCGAGUACGUUGAGGCCAUGACUGAGCGCAAGUACCAGGGCAAGAGCAUUCCUGUGCGCGUUUACACUACCCGCGGACUCAAGGACCAGGCUCGCUUUGCCCUUGAAUGUGCUCACCGCACCGUUGACUACUUCUCCGAGAUCUUCGAGAUUGAGUAUCCUCUGCCCAAGGCCGACCUUCUGGCUGUGCACGAAUUUGCCAUGGGAGCUAUGGAAAACUGGGGUCUUGUGACUUACCGUACCACUGCUGUUCUGUUCGACGAGGGCAAAUCGGACAACCGCUACAAGAACCGCAUCGCCUAUGUUGUUGCACAUGAGGGCGUAGCAGCUGACAUGAAGAUGAACACAGAACUUGCUCAUCAGUGGUUCGGUAACCUCGUUACCAUGGACUGGUGGAACGAGCUCUGGCUCAACGAAGGUUUCGCAACUUGGGUCGGAUGGUUAGCUGUUGACCACUUCUAUCCCGAAUGGAACGUUUGGUCCCAGUUCGUUGCUGAGGGUGUUCAACAAGCUUUCCAACUUGACUCGCUCCGUGCUUCUCACCCGAUCGAGGUUCCCGUCCGAAACGCUCUGGAAGUCGACCAAAUUUUCGACCACAUCAGUUACCUGAAGGGAAGCUCUGUGAUUCGCAUGCUCAGCGUUCACCUCGGUCAAGAGACCUUCCUUCGUGGAGUGGCUGACUACCUCAAGACUCACGCAUACGGCAACGCCACAACCAUUGACCUGUGGUCUGCUUUGAGCAAGGCAUCUGGCCAGGAUGUUCACACUUUCAUGGACCCUUGGAUCCGCAAGAUUGGAUUCCCAGUCGUCACGGUCGCCGAGGAGCCUGGCCAAGUCAGUGUUCGCCAAAGCCGAUUCCUCUCCACCGGUGACGCCAAGCCCGAGGAGGAUCAGACUACCUGGUGGAUUCCUCUAGGUAUCAAGUCCGGCGAGAAGCUGGCCAACGUCGACAGCCGCGCUCUGACUCAGAAGUCAGACUCCAUUGGAGACAUUGGUACAGAUGGCUUCUACAAGAUCAACAAGGAUCUGACCGGUUUCUAUCGCACCAACUAUCCCCCCGAGCGCCUCCAGAAGCUGGGCCAAUCUUUGGACCUUCUGACUACUGAAGACAAGAUCGGCCUCUUGGGUGACGCGACUGCACUUGCUGUCUCUGGCGAUGGCAAUACCCCCGCUUUGCUGGCGCUUCUGGAGGGAUUCAAGGGAGAGCAAAACUACCUUGUAUGGUCGCAGGUAUCCUCAUCCCUCGCGAAUCUUCGCUCCGUCUUCUCGCAAAAUGAGCAGGUCGCCAAGGGACUCAAGAACUUUACUCGCAACCUGGCUUCCCCCGCAGCCGAGCGUCUGGGCUGGGAGUUCAAAGCCGAUGACGAUUACUUGGUGAUUCAACUUCGCAAGCUGCUCAUCUCCAUGGCUGGGAACGCUGGCCACGAAAGUAUCGUCUCCGAGGCCAAGCGCCGUUUCGACCUUUGGUCUUCCGGUCAGGAUCAGAGCGCCAUCCACACUAACCUGCGGUCUGCGAUCUUCAGCUUGAACGUUUCCGAGGGUGGUCGCAAGGAGUACGAUGCCGUGAAGGACGAGUACCUACGCACCGACUCUGUUGAUGGCAAGGAGAUUUGCCUGGCCUCUAUGGGCCGUACUCAAGAUUCGGUCCUGGUCACAGACUACCUGGAUUUCGUCUUCUCCGACAAGGUUGCCAUUCAGGACAUUCACAGUGGUGCUGUGGCUCUGGCGGCCAACUCCAAGAUGCGUCACUUGUUGUGGGAGUAUCUGAAGGACAAUUGGACCUCGGUCUCAGCUCGCCUGGCAGCCAGUAAUGUUGUGUUCGAGCGCUUUAUCCGUAUGGGAUUGUCCAAGUUUGCCGAUCGUGCUAUUGGCGAAGACAUUGCUCAAUUCUUCAAGGGCAAGGACACCGGCGCUUAUGACCGUGCCCUGGUCAUUGUUCAGGACCACAUUCGGACUAACGUCUCCUACAAGGAGCGCGACGAGGCUCUGGUCUUGGAGUGGCUUAAGGCUCACAACUAUGUCUAA
Messenger RNA from Penicillium diatomitis, 2730 nucleotides. Its product is annotated as M1 family metallopeptidase. The record is from RefSeq and is a predicted model, not a curated record. NCBI's taxonomy places the organism in Eukaryota, Fungi, Ascomycota, Eurotiomycetes, Eurotiales, Aspergillaceae. Gene Ontology annotation, biological process: proteolysis; peptide catabolic process. Gene Ontology annotation, cellular component: cytoplasm. Gene Ontology annotation, molecular function: zinc ion binding; metalloaminopeptidase activity; peptide binding. The transcript has 12 exons. Bases 1 to 2730 code for a protein of 909 amino acids.